AUGGUCGGGGCAACGCGCCUUGAGGAUGACGAGCCAGAUACAGAGUCAGUGACUGUGGGUGUUGCGACUAAGUUGGCUCAGGUCUUUGGGUUCUUCACAGAGGCAAUCGAGGAUAUGCGUCUUACAAUCUUUAACGGUGAGGAGAAGCCCAAUGGGAAGAGCUUGACCUUUCAUGAUAUUGGGCCGAUUGCACCGUUUGGGGAGAAUGAGAACACUAAUGGUAUUGGGAUUGAUCUUGAUGCUAACCCUGAUGUGUUGCCGCCUCCCCGGUGGCGCAGUUCUUUGGGGAAAAAGUCCCUCAUCUCUGGUCUUUUAGAAGAUAUCAGGGCCUUCAUCAUGCGCGACUCCUCCAGCGAAGGCCGAGACCGCUGGUGCAACAAGGCCGGUGCUCUUGAUAUCGACGGUGAAUGCUGGUUCAUUCUCCGGGCUGACCCCAAGGAUCCAUACCUCACCCGCGAGAUUGAAAUUACAGCUAUGAACUCGUUUGCUAACUACGAUAUCAAUAUUGAACACUGGAACUCAGUCUUCAACAACAUGGGGACUGAUUUUCUUCAGGCCCCGCCAAUGGAUGAGAAUGGGUAUCCUGAAUGCUUCUGGGGUUCGUUGCCUGUGUUCAGUGUGACGGAUGCCUCGAGGGAGAACGCGCUGGCUGCCUUGGCUGUUGAGGCUGCGACGGAUGGGAUUUGUGUGUCGACUGCGUUCCCUGGGCCUUUCAAGAGUGAUCCUAUCAAGGCGCCGGAGUACCUUGGGGUGAAUGACUGUCCUGUGAGUAUCGCUUUCUUUCUUCGCGAUGGAUGGAAUUGA
Molecule: messenger RNA, 804 nt
Organism: Podospora anserina S mat+
Lineage: Eukaryota; Fungi; Ascomycota; Sordariomycetes; Sordariales; Podosporaceae
Exons: 3
Coding region: 1-804 (267 amino acids)
Source: RefSeq, a predicted model, not a curated record